Molecule: messenger RNA, 1434 nt
Organism: Theileria orientalis strain Shintoku
Lineage: Eukaryota; Apicomplexa; Aconoidasida; Piroplasmida; Theileriidae
Biological process (GO): protein refolding
Cellular component (GO): cytoplasm
Molecular function (GO): heat shock protein binding
Source: RefSeq, a predicted model, not a curated record
AUGAACAUAUGCAUAUAUAUACUCUUCGUAAUCCAGUCAAACAAACUGACACAUUCGAUAAAAAUCCGAAACAACAGUUCGUACAACAUCAUAAUUCCAACCCUAGGAGCAAGAUUGCUCUUUAUAAGAAGGCCAGGAAUAGGAUUCUAUCGGGAUAGUUUUGAUAUAGCACCUUAUUAUGACAAUUUCGAGUCAAAAUAUGAGACUCUAAAACAUUUCACAGAAACUAAAGCAAAGAAUAAUUUUUAUGAAGGAAACUCGGGAUUUGUAGAUUAUUAUAAGAUUCUCUCUCUGGAUAAGUCGUGUACAGCAGAAGAUGUUAGGAGCAAGUAUGAACACAUCAACGAGUCGUUGAAGAGCCUGCCGGGAGUGGACCCAAAGCUAAGAUCGGACAUAGAUAAAGCAUACAGGGUGUUGUCAAAUAAGAAGAUGAGAGAUGAGUACGAUAGGAGUUAUGAGCAGUACGCUGGCCCGGAGGACAUGUAUUACAUGGAAUCCCUGGGAGAUUCAAACGAAGACGACAUGGACGAUACCUCAGAGGAACUGGAGAUAUCAAUAAUGGACGACGAUGAGGAAGUUGGACCAAAUUUCGGCACCAAUUUAUUCGGAAACUUCUUCUCGAACUUGUUCGGAAGUAAAAAGUCCGAAAGAAGAAAGGGAAACCAGUCGAUGAGAAAGAGAGGAUCGUCCAAGUUCGAUGUGUCGUGCAACGCGGAAAUUGACCUGAAAACACUACUGCUGGGCGGAGAAGUGACAGUUCCAGUGAGGAAGUGGGACCACUGCAACUUUUGCAACUUCAACGAGUCAGCAUCAAAAUCAUAUAUUGAUACCUGUACAAGAUGUAACGGGCAAGGAAUGGAACACAAGGUCGGUGCAAGAAAUGAUAGUCAUAGUGAAAAGAGAUCGCCGUUUGGGUUCGUGAGAACGUCAAGAACGUGUAUGAAGUGUCAAGGAACAGGGCACCAUAGACUAAAGGAUUGCAACAAGUGCGAAAACACAGGAAGAGUGCUGAGGGACACGACAGUUAAGGUCGAGGUGCCGUUCAACGCUAAAAUAGGGUCGGUGAUCACAGUAAAGGGGAAGGGGCACUACGGAGGAUUGCACAUGAAGGACGGGAACCUGCACGUCAAGCUGAACCUCAAGGAAAACAAAAACGAGUACAUCGAAGCAGGAAGAAUAGUGACAGUGUACAAUAUUCCAUACACGAAGGCAAUACUGGGCGACAAGGUGAGGACCGAGGGAGUAAUGCCGGUGACAGUGGCAACGUUCAUGGGAGACAAGCAAGUCGAAGUCCCGGCGUACUCACAGCAGGGGGACGAAAUAAAGAUAGGCUCGUACAAGGACAUGGACCACUACGUGAAGUUGAACGUGCAGCUGCCAAAGAAUCUCUCAGAAAAGGAGCUGGAACUGCUGAAUAAAAUAGAUAAAAUUUAA